This is a messenger RNA of Trichoderma virens Gv29-8, 1641 nucleotides long. RefSeq lists its product as uncharacterized. The record is from RefSeq and is a predicted model, not a curated record. Bases 24 to 404 code for a protein of 126 amino acids. NCBI's taxonomy places the organism in Eukaryota, Fungi, Ascomycota, Sordariomycetes, Hypocreales, Hypocreaceae. The transcript has a single exon.
CGAGUUUUGGAUCUGCCAACGAAAUGGGAUGGAAUAGUAGUAUGCCGCCGCCUCCCCGAUCCAUGUCCUUUAGCGGAGAGAUGUUGGGAAGCCAUCACCCACCACAGUACUAUCCGGUGGCCCAGCAAAAUCAAAUCUAUGAAAGGCAUUCUCAACAUUUCACUCACAUGUACAGUGGAGUGCCUGUGGGCGAAACGGAUGAGAGCAUAGAGCAGGCUAUUGACCCUGCAAUAAUGGGGAGUGCCGUUCCCUCAGCAACACCAAUGGCUUGGCAACAGCAACAAGCACAGCAGCAGCAGCAACUCAUACCACAGCAUCAACAGCACCAAUUGCCAGAUACUCAGGGAGGUGUUUAUCGUACGUGGGGAGAGUACGGUGAGGGCGACAGAUCACAACACAUGUAGAACUGGUCGAUAGCGUAACCAGUUCCUUUCAUCCCGCCCUGGCUGAAACUGACGGAAACAUGUCACAGUAAGAGGUGGCAUAGGUCCUGGGACAACUGGCAAGUCGUUUCUCCUCGCUGAAAAUCAAAGUGCCCGAAGCACACCGAGGUGGCUACCCUGAAAGGAAAUGGAGCUUUUACUGGCUUUGAAGAUAUAGGGAUGGUGGGUCAAAUUUUUGCUAGUCUCGGACUUACAAAUAUGGCCGGGAAAUCUUUGUUUCGACUUGAAGGAAUUGUCGGGGUCAAAUAUAUGGAACUACCUAUCUAUUCCGUCAUCACCCAGGAUAUCCUUCCAAGAUCUGAUUUGAAAGCAGCCACUUGAUCAGGUUUUUUUUUACUGGAUUGAAUACUAGGAAAUAGAGCACGGCUUUCGGAAAACCCCACGGCUAAUAGGAAUUAUAAGGAGAAGGAGUACGGAUAAUGACUGGAUACUGCUUUUACUGGGCUUCGUAUUGCAGGAAGAGAUGGGCCUUCAACCACGUUAAGAUGGCCUAAGGGAGAGAUAUGGCUCCUUUUUUUUUCGGGAUGGGAUGCUUGGAUAUCACUAACUUACCGGAGCUCGACCUUUUGGCAAGAAAAGCGGCCACCUCAUGCCAACACAACUACCAGUCUACUACCUGUACUUUGGCAAUAUUCGGGACUAGCCGGCCAUUCAUUCCACUAUUGAGAGACUUAGCAAGGGAGCCUCCUAAAGAUGAAGCUCAGCAUUAUACCUCUAUUCGGACUUGGAUUUCAACCGCGUGUCGCUCGAAUUCGUAAUGGGCCUGAACUUUCCGAUCAUUUCAACAUUCAACAUUGGACGAGUAUGACGCAAUAAUACCCCGGGAUGGGAUGGGAUGGGACGGGUUCUCGACGACUGUAUAUACUGUGGGGUCAACGGAUGUUUUGACGGCCGAAUAACUUUUUAGAACCGGGGAUCAUUAAACGGUGAGCUCAACUCACACAGCGGAAUUAGCGGAUUAGAUUUAUCAAUUUUCCUUUUUGUAUUUUUUUCUAUAUUGGGCUUUUUACUGGAUCUGGGUGUGAAGCUGGGGAAAAGUUUCAAGGUGGUCGGCGGCGGAUGGGGGAGCUUGAAGUGGACUUUAGUCUACCUUUGAUCAAGUUUCGGGGCAUGGGGGAAAUUUCUCUGGGGCUUCUCUUCUUUUUUUGUUACAAAUUGCAAGGCAUUGAAUGAAGCAUAUUUGAGUUUUUGUUAGGGU